AUGGAUACGCUCCCCGAACAACCAGUCUACGCAAUUGUCCCUUCACAGGGACCCUCAAUUGAAAGCGAUCGACUCCGCCUUCGGCCAGUCACUGAUGCUGAUGCCCCUGCGCUAUAUGCAGUUCGCUCCCGGUGGGAAGUUGCGCAGAUGAACCAUCCUAAAAUACCUUUCAAAUCCGUCGAAGAAACUCGUGAAUGGAUGUCAACGAAAGUCUUCACGGAGGGUCCAUCUGAUGUGCUUGGCCGCUCAUUCAACUAUGCUAUUCUGGAUAAAUCUAUCCCAGAGUCACAGGAGCAAGUCAUUGGCUCUGUGAGUAUCAAUGCCGUAUAUCCAUUCCCUGAGAUUGGAUAUGCGCUGCUCCCUGAGGCUUGGGGAAAGGGCUAUAUGACAGAAGCACUGAACUUGUUGUUGAAAAUGUGGUGGGAUCUUCCAAGGAGAACCAUUGAAGGAAGUCAGCCACCAGGGGAGAAGGAAAAGGUUUUCGCUCUUUGCGAAGUGCAGAAUGUUGGAAGCUCCGGGGUGCUGAAAAAGUGUGGGUUCAAGUUCAUCAGUGAUUAUCGACAUGAACAGGAUGAACUUAUUGUUUGGGGGUUGGAAAAGCCUUCGAUUUCAAAUUGA
Molecule: messenger RNA, 618 nt
Organism: Penicillium nucicola
Lineage: Eukaryota; Fungi; Ascomycota; Eurotiomycetes; Eurotiales; Aspergillaceae
Product: GNAT family N-acetyltransferase
Exons: 2
Coding region: 1-618 (205 amino acids)
Molecular function (GO): acyltransferase activity, transferring groups other than amino-acyl groups
Source: RefSeq, a predicted model, not a curated record